CUCAGCAAUCGUUUCGUUUUUUGUUAAAUCGAAAAAAUUCAAUUUAAAAAAUAUUUUUUAACACCAAAAAAAUUUUAUUUUUCCUUAAAAUUCCAAGGAAAUUUUAAUUUAUUUUCUUUUAUUUGUAUUCAAAAACGGUCUUGGGUUUUUAACAUGUCGGCGGAUAUAAAAACAUCUGAAUUGAAAGAUGACUGCAAUCGUAAUCUGAAAGACAAUGAUAUAGCCAAAACUGGUGCCUUGGCUCGCGGGGGAAAGCCCAUUGUGUUAUCCUCACAGCGCUAUAAUAAAAUUGUAAAUAAUGCCACAACUACGGAACGUUCGAAAGCUCUGGCAGAAGCUGAGGAUGUACAAAAAUAUAAAGAGCAAUUGAAGGCGGGCAAUGAUGAGUUGGUUGCACAGUUUAAGGGCAAUAUGCAGAGGACCCAGGAACAAAAAUUGCAACAGAUCAAGGAGCAAAUGGAUAAGAAAACUAAACAAGGUAUCGCCGACUACGAACAGGCAAAAGAAAAUGAAGCCCAAAAGCGACAGGAGAAAAUCGCCAAGGCCCAACAGAUCAUAGAACGUCUCAAGCCCGGUCCUAGAGAACUUCACAGUGCUGUGCUGCAAAGUGAAGUACUGCGGGCCCGUAACGUACAACGCAACAUCAAUGAAGAAUUCGAAAAGGCCGUCAAAAAGCAAGAACAUGAAACAAAUAAAAUGUGUAACGAGCAAGCAUUAAGUUGGAUUGGCGAGGAACAGCAACGUCUAAACGAGCGUCAAAAGAAUACCAUCGCCUAUAAAAAGGAACUAUUGCAGACCAUAAACGAAAAUCAAAAACAACGUUUUGAACAAAAGAAACAGUUGAUUAAGGAGCAGCAGGCCGCUAGAGAAGCUACAGAUUUUGAGAUGAAGGCACAGAUUGAAAAGGAAAAAGCCAUAAUGGAAAAGAAAAAGGAAGCAUUGCGUAAGAAUGCCUUGGAAGCCAUGAAGAUGGUGGAGCAAAGAAGAUUAAGAGAUCGCAUGGUCGAGGAGGUGGAAGAUCGUUUAUGUUGUGUUUACAAUGCUGGCAAAAGUCAACUGGAUGCUCUACGAACCGAACAGACCAAGAAACUGGCAAAUGAACACCAGAAAAAGAUAGAGGCAGAAGUUAAGAAAUUAAACAAUAUCGAGGAUAAAUCCAAAGCCUUAGAAUCGGAACGUAUGAGACGUGACAUAACUACAAUGCAAUUGAAAUUUACCGCUGAAGAGCAGGAAAAGGUGCGUAAAGACAAAGCAGCCAAGCAGGCCCGCAUCGAGGCUUACUUGAAAGAAAUGCAACAGCAAAAGGAAGUGCAGCGUAAAUUGGAUGAAGAGAAACGCUUUGAUAUGGCUCAACGUUUCAAAAAUACCGAAGUCGAUUGUUUGUUCAACGAAAAACAAAGGGCAGAUAAGUUGCGUCAAUUCCAGGAAGUUCGCACACAACUCAACCAGCAAAUCGAAGAUAAUAAGACACAACAAUUGGCACAGAAACGUGCAGCGCUUACUUGCUCGGACAACACGGUGGACAAAGAACAUAAAUUCUUUUUCGAAUAUGCUCGCAAUCUUAUGGAAGAUGCUCAACAUAAGGGUAGACCGGUAUAUCCAUUUGUUAAGGCGGUGCAUCAAUAUAAACGUGACAAUCAAAUUGAUUGUGAUCGUAAAGUAGCCAAACAUUUGCAAUCUAAUGUUCCUAUUGGGGAGAAAUCCCCGAAAACAUCAUCAUUAACAGCUCAGAAAACUGAUAAGAUGACGCUAGACUCGACCAGAGAAAGUAUUUUACAAAAUUGUUUAAAAAUCACUGAAAUUGUCAAGGCGGCUGAUACCAGCACAAAGGAGGAGAAAACUAGGCCAGAAAUUGCAGAUGUUGUUAUAUCAAAGCCACUGAAUACCAACGAAGAUUGUGCCUUGCAUCAGUUGCGUUACAGCAUGGAUGAAUUAAAGAAAAUGAAUCAAUUUUCUGCUCCCACUUGUCAUUAGACAUGAAUUUUCAAAUAAAUAACAUAAAAAAUUAGUUUUUUAUUUAAUAUUUAUUAAAAAACAUCAACGAUUAUAAAUUCAUUAUAAAAAAUUCGAAAAUUAAGUUAUUAUAUAAAAAAUAGCAAAAAUAUUUAGGUCUCAAACCUUUUCAAUACAUAAUACAUAUUAUUAUUAUUAUUAUUUGUUAAUUGUUAUUGUUAUAAUUAAUUUAUUUGUUAACUUCUUAUUUUAGUAAAUUUCCAGUAGAUUUGUUGUUAUUUAUCGUUUUAAUUUAUUUUGUUGUUUAAUUUGAGAUGCUGUUCGUUUUGGUUGUUUUUAGUUCAAAUAAAUUGUUAUGUUGCUGAUUA
Molecule: messenger RNA, 2321 nt
Organism: Calliphora vicina (urban bluebottle blowfly)
Lineage: Eukaryota; Metazoa; Arthropoda; Insecta; Diptera; Calliphoridae
Product: trichohyalin
Exons: 3
Coding region: 154-1974 (606 amino acids)
Source: RefSeq, a predicted model, not a curated record